This is a messenger RNA of Chlorella variabilis, 294 nucleotides long. RefSeq lists its product as hypothetical. The coding region runs from base 1 to 294 and encodes 97 amino acids. Lineage: Eukaryota; Viridiplantae; Chlorophyta; Trebouxiophyceae; Chlorellales; Chlorellaceae. The transcript is spliced from 2 exons. The record is from RefSeq and is a predicted model, not a curated record.
AUGGAGGGCGAUUCCCCGGGCCUGGAGACCGCCGCCUGCGCUGCGCUCCUGCAGGAGCGCUUCAGCCUAGUGGCGGAGCGUCACGCCGAGGACCUUCACCAUGCGGAGGCCCAGCUGAGAGGCGCGCUGAAGGAUCUGGAGCUGGUGAAGCAGCAGAGCGAGCGGGAGCUGGAGCGGCGCGCGGGCCAGCUGCGGCGAGAGUAUGCGGCCGCGAUGGCGGCGCUGGAGCGCCGGUUUCUGACCGAUGCCGAGGCGCUGCAGGCGAGCCGUGGUGGUGCCCGCAGCUGGCGCUGA